Messenger RNA from Soboliphyme baturini, 318 nucleotides. The record is from the annotation of a GenBank genome assembly. NCBI's taxonomy places the organism in Eukaryota, Metazoa, Nematoda, Enoplea, Dioctophymatida, Soboliphymatidae.
ACGUCUCUCUGUGUCGAUCCUCGCAACCAGCAUUGGGCAGUGGUCGGAACGGAAAGGGGCUUAAUGGCGCUUUACGAUCUCCGAUUUCAGCUGAAGGUUAUGGAGUUCAAGCAUUCCCACAGUGUUUUUCUUCUAGACCGUUUUGUGCAUCGCAUUUAUCCUCACCCGCAACAGUCGUCUCGAAUAUUCAGCUCGUUUUGCGGGAACGGUGAACUGUCCGAGUGGGAUAUGGAAACGGGUACCAGGCAGUGCGUAUUUUGGCCUGCUGCUACGCCUCCGCUUUCUUACCAUGAAGUGACUCACGGCGAUUUUACCUGA